This is a messenger RNA of Plasmodium knowlesi strain H, 2775 nucleotides long. RefSeq names its product topoisomerase I, putative. Gene Ontology annotation, molecular function: DNA topoisomerase type I (single strand cut, ATP-independent) activity; DNA binding. The record is from RefSeq and is a predicted model, not a curated record. NCBI's taxonomy places the organism in Eukaryota, Apicomplexa, Aconoidasida, Haemosporida, Plasmodiidae. Gene Ontology annotation, cellular component: nucleolus; chromosome. Gene Ontology annotation, biological process: DNA topological change; DNA replication; chromosome segregation. Bases 1 to 2775 code for a protein of 924 amino acids. The transcript has a single exon.
AUGGAGAAGAGCGAACAUCACAAUAUGGAUGAUAAGAGCACAUCCGAUGAUGACAUAUUGAUUGAAAACAUUAAGAAAAAAAACCGCUGCAUCAAAUUAAAGGACUCGAAACAAAUAAAUGAAGAAAAAAAGGAGGAUACGAAAUCGAGGAAGGUUGUGAAGAGCAAUAGUAGGACAAUUUUGAAGAAAGAGACAAGCACCGUUAUUCGAAAGACCAAGUCGAAAACGAGUGCGAAGGAAAGCAAAGAGGCUCCCCUAAAUGAGUGUAAACUGGUGAAAAGAGGUAAGGGGGCUACCAACACGGGGGAUGGAGUUAAGGAAAACUCCACUAUUAGCAAUAAAAAGACAGAUAAAAAAAAAACCCUGGUGAAAAAAAGAAAAUCAAGUGUAAAGGGGAAAAAAGACACUGAUGGGAAGACCACAGGCGCCAAAGUUGUAAAAAAGAGAGAAAGCAAAGUCAAGAAAGAAACAAAUAAAAGACCGAAAAAAAUAAUUAAGAAAACAGAAGAAAAUUUCGAACCCAUAAAUAGAUGGUGGGAAAAGAUAGAUCAUCAAACUGAUAUUCAGUGGCAUUACUUAGAGCAUCGGGGUCUUAUUUUUUCCCCCCCAUACGUACAACACCAUAUUCCAAUUUUUUAUAAAAGCAUCAAAUUAGAGUUAAAUGAAAAAGCAGAGGAGUUAGCUACCUACUGGUGCAGCGUAAUAGGCAGUGAUUACUGUACCAAGGAAAAGUUCAUCUUAAAUUUUUUUAGAACAUUCAUAUGUACCUUAGAAAAGGAUAACAUAAUAAGACAAGAAAAUGAAAACAAAUUGAAAAAAGGAGAUAUAUCCAACUUUCAAUUUAUCGAUUUCAUGCCAAUCAAAGAUCACUUAGUUAAGCUAAGAGAAGAAAAACUUAAUAGAACGAAAGAAGAAAAAGAGGAGGAAAAAAAAUUGAGAUCAGAAAAAGAACUACCACAUACGUACGCCUUGGUGGAUUGGAUUCGUGAAAAAAUUUCGAGCAACAAAGCUGAACCGCCUGGUCUAUUUAGAGGUAGAGGAGAACACCCAAAGCAGGGGUUGCUGAAAAAAAGAAUAUUCCCAGAAGAUGUCGUGAUAAAUAUAAGCAAAGAUGCCCCUGUCCCUCGAUUGUAUGGCGACAUGUGUGGUCACAGUUGGGGAGACAUAUACCAUGACAAUAAAGUAACAUGGCUAGCAUACUACAAGGACAGUAUAAAUGAUCAGUUAAAGUAUACAUUUUUAUCGGCCCAAUCAAAAUUUAAAGGUUAUAAGGAUUUUCUCAAGUACGAAAAUGCAAGGAAGCUAAAAUCAUGUGUUCAUAAAAUUAGGGAAGAUUAUAAGCAUAAAAUGAAGAGCAAAAAUAUCCUAGAGAAGCAGUUAGGCACGGCUGUAUAUUUGAUAGACUUUUUGGCCUUAAGAGUGGGGGGGGAGAAAGACAUAGAUGAGGAAGCAGAUACGGUUGGCUGCUGCAGUUUGCGAGUGGAGCACGUUAGCUUUUCCCACGAGGUGCCCAUUAAGAAUGAAUGUUUGCGAGGGGAAAAUGCCAAGGGAGGGAAGAUGAAGGGGGAAAAGAGCAAGGUGAAAAACACCAAGGAAGAAACCACCAAGGGGGAAUUCACCAACGGGGAAUCGGCCACAAACGAAAGUGACAAGAAAGACAGCAACAAACUGCCGCUACCGAAAAAUUUAAACGACAUAGAGGAAGACCACUGCUAUAUAACUCUUGAUUUUUUAGGAAAAGAUAGCAUUCGCUAUUUUAACACUGUAUUGCUGAACAAGCAAGCAUACAUAAACAUGAUAAUAUUUUGCAAAAACAAACACAAAGAUGAAGGGGUCUUUGAUCAAAUUAACUGCUCAAAGUUAAAUGAUUAUUUAAAAGAAAUUAUGCCAACGUUGUCAGCAAAGGUUUUCCGUACGUACAAUGCAUCCAUUACCCUAGAUCAGCAACUGAAAAGGAUAAAAGAAAUUCGGGGUAAACCAACGGACCCCUUGCUCGCAUAUUAUGAUGAUUUUCCAAAGAAGAAAAAGAGGAAGCUUGAGAACUUAACUUCCUCAACCAGCAUUCUGAGCGAUACAAGUGACUCCACGGAAAAGGAGAAAAGCGGAGAUGAGGAGAACAACAAGAACAAUGGCGAUAAUGCGUCUGGGAACAACGCCCUUGGCAAUAACAGUGCAGCAUCCCCAAGUAGAAGUAACACCAACUCCUUGGGAGGCGUCCACGCUAGUGAAAAAAACACGCCCAUAGAAGUAGACGUUUCAAAUGUGAACGAACUCAUCAACUUUUUCAACAACGCCAACAGAGAAGUUGCAAUUCUGUGUAACCAUCAGAGAAGUGUCCCAAAGCAGCACGACACAGCCAUGUCCAAAAUAAAGAAGCAAAUAGAAAUUUACAGCGAAGAUAUAAAGGAAUAUAAAAAAUAUCUACAGUACCUGAAAAAGGGAACGAAGGAGGAAAGCUUCACCUUUGUGUCCAAGGUUGUUGCGUUAGAUGGAUCGUUAAGACCCAACAAAGUGAAGGAAAAUAUGAAGGAGGAGUCUUGCAAGAAGAAACUAAUUGCGCUCAUUAAGAAAGUGGAGCAGUUAAAACACCAAAUGAAGGUACGUGAUGACAACAAAACAAUUGCCCUUGGAACUUCUAAAAUAAAUUAUAUGGAUCCGAGAAUAACUGUCGCCUUCUGCAAAAGGUUUGAAAUACCGAUAGAGAAAAUAUUUAAUAGGAGCUUAAGGCUUAAAUUUCCCUGGGCAAUGUUCGUGACGAAAAAUUUUACCUUUUAA